Messenger RNA from Penicillium egyptiacum, 1833 nucleotides. The record is from the annotation of a GenBank genome assembly. Lineage: Eukaryota; Fungi; Ascomycota; Eurotiomycetes; Eurotiales; Aspergillaceae.
AUGGGUCGAGGGCUGAACAAGGCCUCCCAAGCGUGCGAAACAUGCCGCUCGCUUAAGGUCCGCUGUCUUCCAAGCUCUGAACCUGGCACCUGCCUAAAGUGUGUGAAUUCUAAAAGGACUUGUGUAUUUCUGGAGCGACAACCGCAGCCACCGCGGCAACGCAAACCAAAGCAUAGCUCAAAAGCCCGGAUUUGUGCGCUGGAGUCGAAGUUCGAUAACCUGGUUGCUUUCGCUAGCCAGUCCCAACUGAUUCACGGGCAAGGACCUUCACAGCGCGAGGCGGAGUUUCUGGAAAAUGGCUUGUCUACCGAUGAUUCGUCUUCCAGUCACGGGGUACAAGAUUCCACGCCUAGCAGCAGCCAUAACAACGGCACGAGUGUAAACCCCCCCCAUCGGCCUCUUUAUAAGUGGGCUGGCUAUCCUAAAAUCAAUGGCGUAUCCUGCCCUGAACUACUGCUUGAGUGCGGUCUGUCCAUUGACGCUGCUGAUGGAUUACUCAGUCGGUUUCGUACCAUGACCUCUUACUUUCCAUUUUUCAUGGUUCCCAGUCACGCGACUGUGUUGACAAUGUGUAAUGAACAACCUUUCGUCCUAGUGGCAGCAUUGGCGGCAGCGACCUCCUCAGACAAGAAAUUACAAAAGUCCCUCGGUGACAAAUUUAGAACUUGUGCUCUCCAUACUAUUAUGGUUCACAAUGAAAGGAGCUUAGAUCUCCUAAAUGGGAUCCUGGUGUACUUGGCAUGGUAUCACUUUUAUUAUAUUCCCAAGAAAGAGCAGUUCAACCAACUACUUCAUAUCGCAAUUGGCAUGCCGAGAAGCCCGCCGAGCAUACUUAGGCUGCUUUUAUCUUUCGAGGACGUAAGUAGUCCCCCCAAAGUCCUUCGGCUUUUCGAUCCUAUUUUCCCGAUAAAACCUAUCAUCGCCCAGAAUGGAGAGUGUAUUAAUAAAAGCUGUAUUAGCACCGGCUGGAUCACAAUGAAGCCGAAUAGUAUCCCAUUCCAAAGCUAUAUGCUUGAAUGUGCGAGAUCGUUGGGUGAAGAAUUAGAGCAUCCAACGGACGCAUUGCUUUUGCCGCUCGUCCAGCUUCAAAACAUGGCCGAGGUGAACCACCGCAGCCUUUCAAAUGUUGGCAACAUUAUACAUGACCACAUGGAUGGCCUAGACGUUGAAAUGAAGGUCCAAUCCUUUCAAGUCGAAUUCAAGCAGUGGGAGCACUCGCUUCCACUCGUAUGGCAGCAACCAAACGGGAUGAGCCUGGCUCGUGAUGUUGCUGUAAUGCAUGUCUACGAGAUGGAUCUCGUCACUAUCUCUGCAACAAAAAUGCGGCAAAAGACUUCAAAAGAUUCAAUAGACCCAUCUUUUACGUCUCAAGUUCGAUUGGAGGUCCUCUUUCUCUGUUUGAAAUCUGCAGGGCAGCUCGCUCAGAAUUUCCUCUCUAUCCCAACAUCUGAAUACGGCAGUCUCUCUUACACGCAGUGGUCUGGCAUUACAUAUGCUAUAGCCAUCAUUUAUAGACUAACAGUCGGGAUUCCCCAGCUUCGUGACUGGGAUGUUCGAGUUGCGCGAACGACCGUCGACUUUGAUUGCGUGCUAGAUGCAUUCUGCAGUCGCUUCAAUAGUGUAUCACUCGGUGAUCACGCUAUAUCAGAGAAUGGAGACUUAUUCUCGAUCAUGGGCUUAAUAUUUGAAAACAUUAAGCAGACGUACGACAGGCUUAAGCAAUUGCCGCAGAAUGACAGUGCGGACGACACCAGUCCGGUUCAUGCCACUAGCUUUCACCCCUCUGCCCUCGGACACCAGCAGCAGCAUCAGUGCCCUACACUUCAGACCUGA